UGUUCAUACAACUCUCUUCUUUAAUUUCAUAACUGCUAUGCAACUCUCAACUUACUUUUGCAGGUAUAUCCACUUUGUUAAACGAAAUUUCAAACCAAUCCUCACCAAGGAGGCUGAAAAGGUCAUUUCGAGCUAUUAUCAAUUACAAAGAAGAUCUGCGACGCAAAAUGCAGCAAGGACAACUGUGCGUAUGCUGGAAAGUUUAAUACGACUAGCUCAAGCACAUGCAAGAUUAAUGUUCAGAAAUGAGGUCACAAGAUCAGAUGCCAUCACUGCCAUUUUAUGCAUCGAAUCAUCAAUGACUGCGUCAGCAAUAGUGGACAGCGUUGGGAAUGCCCUGCACUCAAAUUUCACUGAACCCUGACCAAGAAUGUAUCCUUGCCACAAUUUUGCACGUAGAAACACACAUAUCAACACACAUGCAUUUGAAAAAGAGAUGGCAUGUAAACAUACAUUACAUGCAUAGAUGAGAAAUUAUGUAAUGGAUUGAGAGUGAUCAAUAAUUAUAUUCAUAAUGUUAAUGGAUUUACCUGGCUAUGUAUUUGCUCUAAUUAAAUGCACCAGAUGCUGGGCAUUUAAAUCAUAGUGUGGGACUUUUGGGUGGUCUGCUGCUUGUUAAAGACAUAAUUUGUAAUUAGUAUAUAUUCAUAUAUAGUUAUUUUGAGUAUUUUACUAAUACCUGAAGGAAUUUUAGGUCACUAUUGUGGUUGUUGUAGUGCCUGAAGGGCUUCCCUUA
Molecule: messenger RNA, 736 nt
Organism: Camellia sinensis
Lineage: Eukaryota; Viridiplantae; Streptophyta; Magnoliopsida; Ericales; Theaceae
Source: RefSeq, a predicted model, not a curated record